AUGCCUUCCUCCGAUAUUAGCCCUUCCGAUAAGAUUUACAAAAUUAUCAACGCAAGACUCCUGUUGAACCAUGAAAUCGUCAAAGAUUCCUAUCUAUGGUUCCAAAAUGGCAAGAUUAUCCAUCCUCAAAACCUCUUUUUUUCUGCUCGCCGUGAUGCUGAUGAAAUCAUUGAUGCAAAGGGUCUCUUGGUGGUGCCCGGUUUCAUCGACACACAAAUCAACGGUGCUUACGGUAUCGAUUUUGCUGAUUACGAAGAGCCUGUUGAUGUGUUGAAGAAGAACAUUGAUACUGUCGCAAAGGGUCUCUUGCAGUAUGGCUGUACCGCUUUCUGUCCAACCGUGGUGAGCUCAUCUCCUGCUGUAUAUGAAAAGGUCCUUCCCUUGUUGAACCCUCGUAAGGGUAGCGCUACUGGUGGCGCUGAAAUUUUGGGUGCACAUGUUGAGGGUCCUUUCAUUUCCGUCUUGAAAAAGGGUGCUCAUAAGCAAGAUGUGUUCAGAACCGCAAAGAAUGGCAUUCAAGAUUUCGAUGAUGCCUAUGGAUCUGAGCUCAAGAAGGGUAACAAGGCUGUGAGUAUCAUGACUGUGGCUCCAGAGAUCGAAGGUGUCUGUGAUGCUAUUCCUGACUUGGUGGCACGUGGUAUUACUGUAGCAAUGGGUCAUUCUGCUUGUCGUAUUGCUGAUGCUGAGAAGGCUGUGACUAAUGGUGCCAACAGCAUCACCCAUUUAUUCAAUGCCAUGCAAGCUUUCCAUCACCGUGAUCCCGGAUUAAUUGGUGUUCUUGGUGCUGCUGAUUUACCUAUUCCCGAAAAAGCCAAUUGUCAUCCUGCUGCCUCAAACACCUCUCCUGAUCGCAACAAGCCUGAUCCUCGUCCCUUCUAUGGUCUUAUCUGUGAUGGUGUCCACGUUCACCCUAACUCUAUCCGUAUUGCCUAUUACUCUCAUCCCACUGGCGCUGUCUUGGUCACUGAUACUCUAUCUGCCAUGGGUCUCCCCAAGGGCGAUUAUGUCCUCGGUGGUUGUGAAAUUGAAGUAGAUGAGAAGGGUGGUGCCUAUCUCAAGGGCACCAAGACUUUGGCUGGUAGCACAAUCACUAUUGACGAAUGCAUCCGUAACUUUCAAAAGUUCACCAACUGUCCCUUGGUGGAAGCCAUUGAAGCCGCUACUCUCCAUCCCGCUCGUUUGCUAGGUAUUGAUAAGCAAAAGGGUACAUUGAAUGUUGGUGGCGAUGCUGAUUUCGUAUUCUUGGAUGACUCUACUGGUGAGAUUCGUGUGAAACGAGUUUUUGUUGCUGGUGAGGAAGUUGCACGCUAG
Messenger RNA from Mucor velutinosus, 1311 nucleotides. RefSeq lists its product as uncharacterized. Lineage: Eukaryota; Fungi; Mucoromycota; Mucoromycetes; Mucorales; Mucoraceae. The record is from RefSeq and is a predicted model, not a curated record. The transcript is spliced from 3 exons. Gene Ontology annotation, molecular function: N-acetylglucosamine-6-phosphate deacetylase activity. Gene Ontology annotation, biological process: N-acetylglucosamine catabolic process. The coding region runs from base 1 to 1311 and encodes 436 amino acids.